AUGGACCCCCAUGGCCAAUUUUCGAGUCGCGGUCGGUCUCCGUCCGCGGGCGUCAAGAGUCGCAAUGUCAGCCCCUCACCGCACGCGCAUUACCAGGACGUAGCUGGUAUCUCUUCGACCUCGGCCCUGUCACUCGACCCUGCUACCAUGGCCUCUACAGCUGGACCUUUCCCCGACGUUUCAUACACAUCCGCAAUUCUAGAUUCAACCGGCGGCGCCGAUACCUAUGCCGUGAAUCAGUCCUAUCUGGCCGCACAACAACAACACCCGUCCCCCCACUCUGACAAUGCCUUUGCGCAAGCCCAACAGUAUUCGCCAUCCUUUGCGGCCAGUUUCAGCAACCAGCUCGAACAGUCGUCGGGCCAUCAGGAUGAAAAUUUUUCGAGUUUGUUGCACUCGAACCCCACCGAUUUUGACUUUACGCAGUACCCGGCAGAAGCUACCGGGGUGGCCACCAACUACGACCCUUCUCUGUUGCAGUCGCAACAGUCGCAGCAGGGAAACCAAUUGAUGAAUACAGGCGAUAUCACGGGCCAGAUGGGCUCUCCUCACUUGCUGGCUCCCGAGCACCGCUCUUCGCCCGGCCAUAGCCACACAUCUCCUCCCUCGUUUUAUUCACCACAGCAUUCUCGCCAUACUUCACUGGACCCAGUUAGCGCGGCCUUUAUGACGAACCAACCCCAGACCGACUGGCAAGGAAUGCUGGGAAACCCUGCUUUUCAAGGUCAUCGUCGUGCUCCGUCUGAACAUUCGGAUGUCUCUUCGGUCUCUCACCAUUCUCCUUAUACCGGCCACCAGGAAUCUUUUGAAACCGUUGACGGCACGUCCCCUUCGCUGGUCGCUCAAAGUGACCCGGCUCUGUAUGAAAACGCUCUGGGAAUUGAAGCGUUUACACUCUCGGAGCAGCAGCAGCAGCAACAGCAACAACAAGGGUUGAGCCCUGGUCACAGCCCCUACGUCUCACCACAGCUUUCUUCGCAGGAUCUUAGCAAUGAUGGGUUGUUUCUUGCCAGCCAGCAAAACACUACUCAGUUUCCCGCCAUGCCCAAUGACAUCUACCAAGGUUCCAAUGAAGGUGUCAUGCAGGCGCCAGAUCUGCACCUUACGGAUUCUCAGCUGAGCAACAUGGCGCCGCCACCAGCUAUCAAUGUGGAAUUUGCUCCCCCCUCUAGAAUACCCAGUUUUGGACCCGGAAACGACGCUGAUUUUGAUGGACUCUCGCCGCCGUCUCGCUCUCGUGGAAGAAGUAAGUCCGAUCCAUUCGGACGUCCUCCUGCAGUUAAUCGCCCACACUCUUCGUCUGUUUCGUCAACCAGCAGUAUGGAUCCGGCCGUAGGCUCAGCUCCACGUUCCCUAUCACCGUUUGACUCCAUUGGUGGUGGGUCGCGCAGUAACCCUGCGUCACGGGAUGCAUCACCAUCAUCUAAAGGUAAUGGUCGCAGACUGUCGACUUCGUCUAUUGAAAGUCGCAAUUAUAUCCUUGAUCUGGCCGAUCCUCAGCGAUCCGGGGCGUCACCGAACGAGUCAAAACGGACGCAAAAACACCCAGCGACGUUUCAGUGUAAUCUCUGUCCCAAGCGCUUUACUCGGGCGUAUAACUUACGUUCCCAUCUCCGAACCCACACGGAUGAGCGACCAUUUGUUUGUACGGUAUGUGGGAAAGCCUUUGCGCGACAACACGACCGGAAGAGACACGAAGGUCUACACUCUGGCGAGAAGAAAUUCGUCUGCCGUGGCGAACUGUCCCGGGGCGGUCAAUGGGGGUGUGGACGGCGCUUUGCCCGUGCAGACGCUUUGGGCCGUCAUUUCCGGUCCGAGGCUGGCCGAAUCUGUAUCAAGCCACUACUCGACGAAGAAGCAGACGAGAGGAAUAGAACCAUGAUGGAGCAACACCAAAACCAACAAACCGGACACCUACAAGCAGUCCAGCAACCCAUGAUAAUCCCCGGGUUGGACAACCAGCCCGGUGGCGGCUUCACGCUUCCUGCAGCAUUGCUCGCUCAAUAUCCAGCUUUGCAGACCUUGCAAUGGGAUCAAAUUGCAACAGGCGAGGACCCUAACGAUAUAAGUGGCCGGAGCAGUUUUGAUGCCAGUUCAGGCGGAGAAUUUGGAUUUGACGACGAUGAUCUUGGCGGAAAUUAUAAUGCUGCAGGGCCCAUGUACGGCAUCAAUAAUCCUGGAUCCCAGAACUUUGGCAUGAAUCCGGCAAACCCUAAUUUUACUGGCCAGGAAUGGAAUCAAUAA
This is a messenger RNA of Talaromyces rugulosus, 2244 nucleotides long. RefSeq lists its product as uncharacterized. The record is from RefSeq and is a predicted model, not a curated record. Gene Ontology annotation, biological process: regulation of transcription by RNA polymerase II. Gene Ontology annotation, cellular component: nucleus. The coding region runs from base 1 to 2244 and encodes 747 amino acids. NCBI's taxonomy places the organism in Eukaryota, Fungi, Ascomycota, Eurotiomycetes, Eurotiales, Trichocomaceae. Gene Ontology annotation, molecular function: DNA-binding transcription factor activity, RNA polymerase II-specific; RNA polymerase II cis-regulatory region sequence-specific DNA binding. The transcript has 2 exons.